AUGUUGAAAGAAAUUUUUUUAAUUUUUAUUUUAUUUUUAACAACUUUAUCUGAUGGGGUGCUGAUUAAUCCUACUUCAAACCCAUCUAGACUUCAGUUGAUCUUUGGUUUGGGAGUUCCUCUUAAUCUAGAGAACGAGUCUGUUACUUAUGGCUGGAUCGUCAAAGCAUUCUACAUACUUCCAGAUUCCGGAUCCCUCCAGAAACAUUUAAAUCAGUUUAAUCGAUCAAAUAUUGACCCAACUGCUGGAUAUAAAUGGACACGAUUUCCGCAUGGUAAUAGACAAAAAAGAGACAUAACUGAUAAGUUGUCUGGAAAUGAGAAACUGAUGGAGAAUGAAGACAGUAAUUACAAGGAUGACGAGUCUUUUGAUGAUGAAAUUGACACGCAAGGAAAUAUCCCAAAACUUAGUGAUUAUCCCUUGAAAACAGAGGAAGAAUUGAUGGAUAGAAGUGGAACUCGGUGGUUGCUUUAUGAUGGAUUCGCAAGAAUGUUAACUUCUAAAGGACUUGAGGGAAGAUAUUGUGUAUUAAGAUCAAUUUGUGAAGCAGCUGAGUCGAAUUUUGGAUAUCAUAAUGGACUUUUUGGGCAACUUUUUCACAUAUUUUUCACCCCUUCUUCAACAUCUGAUAAAAUAGUGAAUACAGAACAUUAUGACUAUUUAAAAGCUGAGAUGUUUGGACAAGCUGGUGAACCAUGUGAUAAAAUUUUUCAUCAAUGUAAAGGAUCAGUUUUGGAAAUUUUUACUAAAGUUUAUGAGGCUUAUUUUUAG
This is a messenger RNA of Chironomus riparius, 771 nucleotides long. The record is from the annotation of a GenBank genome assembly. Lineage: Eukaryota; Metazoa; Arthropoda; Insecta; Diptera; Chironomidae.